Messenger RNA from Camelus dromedarius (Arabian camel), 6408 nucleotides. RefSeq names its product ST3 beta-galactoside alpha-2,3-sialyltransferase 2 (gene ST3GAL2). The transcript is spliced from 7 exons. Gene Ontology annotation, biological process: sialylation. Gene Ontology annotation, cellular component: membrane. Lineage: Eukaryota; Metazoa; Chordata; Mammalia; Artiodactyla; Camelidae. The coding region runs from base 3097 to 4149 and encodes 350 amino acids. The record is from RefSeq and is a predicted model, not a curated record. Gene Ontology annotation, molecular function: beta-galactoside (CMP) alpha-2,3-sialyltransferase activity.
AGAGAAAGGAAGUUCUUUCUAAUGUGCAUCUUUUUUGGUGAGGAGAAUCUUUUCAAGAAGUCCCCAGUAGAUAUCUUAUGUCUCUUUGGCCUGAGCUGGUUCAUCCUUACACGAAUUCCUGGUAAAAGGAAACAGGUUUAAUGUGGUUGGCUUUGAUAAGGCUUGCCUCAUCUUCUGGGACUGAGUCCUUUGCUACCUGAACAAAAUCAGGAUUCUGUUGGCAGGAAAGAAGGGGGAGUGGCUGCUGGUAGGCAACCAACAGUGUCUGCCACAGAUGGCAAAACACACAAACAAAUCCAGUAGCUAGUCUGUCUUAUAAUUUUUAAAAAAGGAAAACUAAAGUUGUUGACCACAUUAUCAAGGAAGAAUAAGGUAAAAUAAAGAAGGGAAUUUCAUGGUUUAAAUCACACCAAAUUUCUGCCUUGUCAAAGAGAAUAGCGCUGCUGAAAACUAGACUUCAUUAGGAAAAUAUAUAUAUGCUAACAAGUUAACCACUAAACGAAGAAAGAAGAGGAAUAUAAUUUCCAAGCCAGGAGGAAAAACAAGUGGUGGGAGUAAGGGUAGUGUGUCCAUCCAACAGAAGUCAGGAAAAGGAAAAAGAACUAAAGAAAAAUUAGUAAAGAGGAAACACAAAGAUAAAUGUAAGUCCAAAUACAUAAAGGUUUAUACUCAUGUGUUAAAUAGAAAAAACUACCUGGGGGAGGAUGUAGUUCAGUGAUAGAGUGCAUGCCUAGCAUGCACAGGGUCCUGGGUUCAAUCCCCAGUGCCUCCUUUAAAAAUAAUAAUAAUGAAUUAAUGAAUAAAACUAAUCACCCCCAUCCAAACUUAAAAAAAAAAAAAGAAAGAAAAGAAAAAACUACCAGACUGGAUAAAAUCCCUGGAGUGAUGAUCAUAGGCUGGAAGAAAUUUGUUAGCUCUUGCUUUCUGCUUUCCUGGCUGCUAACUCUGGUCAAUGGGACACAGAAACUUAACAGGAACAGCUCUGGCCUUCAUCACAUGGAUGGUUCUGUUCUUUAAACAAUUGUUUAUUCCUUGCCCUAUCUUUUCCCCUAUCCCCAACUAUUUCUGAUUGGCUUUGUCUGCCUUGCUACUGAGAUAGAGUUGUUUUUCUAGACUGCUUCCUGCCCACUGUAGAUAUGUAUAACAAAUUCCUGGGCUUUCCCCCCUUUAAGACACCAAAAAACCACACUGGGGCUCCUUUAGGGGGCAGGUGUGGAGUACAGCAGGGACCCCACAUCUCAGCUGUCCCCCUGUCCUAUCCCCUCCCCGUGCCUCACAGCCCAACAUCCCUCCCCUUAGAACCUAUUAGAGUUCAACAUCCAUUCUCUUGCGAUGAAGACUGAUGGUUUAUUUCUCUGAGAUUUCAUUGAAAGUUAGCCAGAGUGAUGAUCAUAGGCUGGAAGAAAUUUGUUAGCUCUUGCUUUCUGCUUUCCUGGCUGCUCACUCUGGGCAGCAUCAGAAGUACCGGAGCUGAGAUCUCAGGCUGGACAGUAAAUCAAAGUGAGGUAUCCUGCAGGAAAGCGGGAGCUCCCAAGGCAGAGGCUGCCAGAGGGGUUGUAAUUGGGAAGCGAGGAGGCCUUAGUCACUAGGAUAGCUAUGAGGGGUCUGUGCCAGAGGCUGGGCCAGCGUGUUGCAAUGCAGUGACUUCAGUUAGCCAGGCAUGCAGAGGUGAAGCAGCCAGUUCUCAGACACAUCAUGGAGUGCCUCUCUGGGCUUCAGCUGAAUGUGAGGGAGGGGCUGUCAGGUCUCUUCCUCCAGAUAUUGACUGACGACCUAGGGCAUCUUCUGCCAGGGUCAGCUGUUGCUGCACUCAGAAAGCAGGGAGUUUGCUGGGUUGCUCCGUUGGCAGGGUUCUGGGACACAGGGAACCCCAGUUAGUGAGAAAAGCCUCUCUGGAAGGCAGUGAGCACUUGUGGAAGGACCACUGGCCUUGGAGCCAUCAGACCUGGAAUAGUAUUAAAGCUCCGUCACUUACCGCCUGGCUGACCUCAUUCAGCUCAUCAUGGGACUUCUCUGCAUACCAAAUGAGAGGCUAUGCCUGCAAGUGCUCAGAAGCUCAUAAAGCAUCAUGCAAUGGUCAUGCUGCAGCAGCCUGGCGCCUGACUAGUGAGGGGAACCCGCCAGGGGAUUAUUGCUAGCUCGAGGCAGGACAGCAGCCUCACGGGAGCGGGGAUGGGCAGAGCAGCCUCCGAGCCCAAACCAGCAGCACCAAGAAGAAGGCCUGGGCCUUGGCCGGGAGCUCUGCACACACUUGCUCAGCUGACCCAGACAGCAUUCAAGGCAGCACCCUGCUGAGGAAUGGCUGUUCCCAGGCCUUAGAGGACCUCACAGCAGGAGCCGGAGCUCCGCCACCCCUACGCACCUACAGUUGGGGCUGUGACCCUCAGAGAAGGGGCCUGUGCCUUGGAUGGGAAGCAGAAAGGCAGAACCUAACACAAGGAGGUUCUUGGUCUCUGCAGAGCUUUCAGACAACCCCGGAGCUUCCUGGGUUUCUUCUCUCUGGAUUGGGACCUGGUUCCCUUCCCUCGCAGAGGGGUUGGGCCAACCAAGGUGGGGACGACUCUUGCAUGAAUUCCAGGCUGCUUGAAGCCCACAUGCUCUCUGCUGUGAUUGGGGUUCAAGGGCUUCCCUGCUGCAGGGGACGAGGGGCUGCCUCGGCAUCUGCUCAUGAACCACAAGGACCCCGAAUGCUCCAGACUGGAUCAUUUCAAGCUGCCAAAGAGGGGGACCCCUGGAGCUGGCAGCCAGCAACCCCAAGGGACUAGAGGGCUGGGAUGGACUGACCUCCCCGUCUCCAGGGCUCCAGGAGAAGCAGAGCCUCUGUGGCCCAGCUAGUGACAGAGAGACCCAAUGAAGCUAUAAGCAGGGCCUGGGUGGCUUAGGGACAGGCACUUUCUUGUGACAUUGGGAGAGGGCGUGGCUUGGGACCCUUGCCACUGUCCCCUCCUCGGCACGUGCCCUUAUGCCCUUUGCAUGUGUUUCCAGAACAAGCAGGGUACACUGUGGCUGGCCCAUCAUCGGACUGGGAAAGGACUGGCCACGGUGACACCCGCCUGACUGCUGGGCUGGGGGCCCAGUUCCCCGGGGCGCCGAACCAUGAAGUGCUCCCUGCGGGUGUGGUUCCUCUCCGUGGCCUUCCUGCUGGUGUUCAUCAUGUCCCUGCUCUUCACCUACUCCCACCACAGCAUGGCCACCCUGCCCUACCUGGACUCGGGCGCCCUGGGUGGGACCCACCGGGUGAAGCUUGUGCCUGGCUAUGCCGGCCUGCAGCGCCUCAGCAAGGAGGGGCUUGCAGGCAAGAGCUGUGCCUGCCCCCGCUGCAUGGGCGAUGCUGGUGCCUCCGACUGGUUUGAUAGCCACUUCAACAGCAACAUUUCCCCCGUCUGGACCCGAGAGAACAUGGAUCUGCCCCCGGAUGUCCAGAGGUGGUGGAUGAUGUUGCAGCCCCAGUUCAAGUCACACAACACCAACGAGGUGCUGGAGAAGCUAUUCCAGAUAGUACCAGGCGAGAACCCCUACCGUUUCCGGGACCCUCACCAGUGCCGGCGCUGUGCCGUGGUGGGGAACUCCGGCAACCUGCGAGGCUCUGGCUAUGGGCCAGAUGUAGAUGGACACAACUUCAUCAUGAGGAUGAAUCAGGCACCAACUGUGGGCUUUGAGCAGGAUGUCGGCAGUCGAACCACCCACCAUUUCAUGUACCCUGAGAGUGCCAAGAACCUGCCCGCCAACGUCAGCUUUGUGCUGGUGCCCUUCAAAGCCCUGGACCUACUGUGGAUCGCCAGUGCCCUGUCCACAGGGCAGAUCCGAUUCACUUAUGCCCCAGUGAAGUCCUUCCUUCGAGUGGACAAAGAAAAGGUCCAGAUCUACAACCCAGCCUUCUUCAAAUACAUCCACGACAGGUGGACAGAGCAUCACGGGCGGUACCCUUCCACUGGGAUGCUGGUACUCUUCUUUGCCCUGCAUGUGUGUGAUGAGGUGAACGUGUACGGGUUCGGGGCCGACAGCCGGGGCAACUGGCACCACUACUGGGAGAAUAACCGGUACGCGGGCGAGUUCCGGAAGACUGGCGUGCACGACGCCGACUUCGAGGCCCACAUCAUCGACAUGCUGGCCAAGGCCAGCAAGAUCGAGGUCUACCGAGGCAACUGAGCCCAGCCUUGCCGCGACUCUUCAGGCCCCGUUGCGAGGCGCCGGCGAGCGCCCCAGCGGGAACUCAGGGCCAGCCCAGGGGGCUGCAGCCUCGGCGCAGGCGUGGCGCCCCGUUGGGCGUUGGCAGGCAAUCGGGAGCGACGCCAGACGCGGUCUGGACCAAUCAAGCUGCAGUCCAGCGAGCGCUGGCUGUCCCUCGCCAAUCACAAGACUCUGGGGGCCAGCCUGGCACUAGCACCAAUCAGCGCUGCCGUUGGGCGGAGCCUCUUCCUCAGCCAAUUAUGCGACUCAAGGAGAACUUCCGGCGCUGGGCUCCGUCUCCUCCAAUCAAUGGCCUUUAGAAGUGGGCCGGCGGCCGCUCAGUCCCCAUUCCACUAUGCUUUUGGGUAGGGUUUCAUUUCACGCUUUCUGAGGAGUAGGAGUUGGGUGUGGCCGCGAGAAAUACUUUCUUUAGACUCGGCAGCAGGCGUCUCAGUCGCUUGCCAGCCUGGCCCCCCGUGGGGCGCCGUAAAGGAAACGCUGGGGAAGGCGCGGGGCAGCGGUGCCUCGGCCUCUCCUUCCCGGGGGGGGCCCUCGUGGCUUCGGGGCGGGCGGAGAUUUGUUUGCAGAGGCUUUCUGGUGGUCGAGGGGAGGUCGGGUGGUUUCCAGGGAGCGCAUUUUCCCCUAAGGGAAAAGCUAGAGCCCUCGCAAACCGCCCCGGACCUUCGAGAGAACUAGACCCCACAUUUCCUUUCUCGGUCAGGCCCAGAUGGGUAAGUGUAAACCCACCAAAGAAACGCGGUGACUCCAGUGGGCGCGUGGGUCCAGUUCUCCUCCACCUCCUCUCUCUCCCCUCCCGUCUUUGGCCACCCUAUGGAAUGGCCUUUCUGACCAUGGCAUUUAGCGUCUCACCAGAAAACUAGAAUUGUGUUCACCUCUUGCGGGGCAGGGGGGGAGGAAUUUGCCUAGGGCUUAACUCCGGAACGCAGGUGUAAGGAACAGGGCAGGGGAUGAGGAAGCCCUGUCACAUCAAAUGUAAGGUGCUUCUCACUCACGUGCACCUUUGGCCCUUACUGUUUCGCCCACAACCUUUCCAGUGUACGUACACACACACACACCCUCCACACACACACACAGUCCUUGGCUGGCUCUAAGGAGAGAGAGCAACACGUGGGAAAGAAGGCUGGAGAUGAGGAGCCCAGCUGUUUAAUCCUUCACCCGUUAUCCUAAAGAGGAGUAGGAAAUCUCUUGGGAGUGAAAUUUGCUUUGGGCUCAUAAUUUAGUUAACCUGAAAUUACCAAGAGUGGUUGACCAAUAAAAAUUCUUUUCAGAUUCUAAGCUGCCAUGCAAAUAGCGAAGGAGGAGUAGACUUGCCCCCUGCAUGCAUCUUCCCCUGCCCACACAUCCCCUCCUCCAUGCUCAGCUCCUGCCUUUUCCCCCUAACCCACUUUCCAUUUCCAGCUCUAGAAGGGCUGGGAAACUAACAACCAGAGGUUACAGCUGGCAGCUAUUUGCAUGACUGAACCCAGCUUAAGUCCCUAGAGGAAACUGCUGAAGGUAUUCUCACCUUUCAAGCUUGGGGAAGUGUAUGAGGUGGGAAAGUGCUUCUGUGAAGCUUCCAAACCACUAAAAAGGAUCCCCCUUCCAAACAGUGAUGAACACAAAAACCACCAUUUUUCUUAGUUGAUACUACCCAGCACCCUCCUGGACAUUGAUGUAAUUCCUACAGCUGGCUGGGGAAACCAAAACCUGCAGGGGAAUAUAUUGGAAGGUUAGGGUGGGGCAGUGGGCACCCCUAAAUAUUAAUAUAUUGAGGACUUAGCAUGAGGCUGUUCCUUCCCAAUUCCAAAAGUAGGAAGGGUUAAAAAUGGGGGUGGAUUUGGGGGCCUUUUAAUGGAACGCCUCUCUCAGGGCCUCCCCCACCAUUUCAGAGUCGAGGCCCCAGCCAUUCUUACCAGCCUCAUCUCAGUGCUUCCUGAAGAGGCUAUUUUGAGUGUUUAGAAGAUGAAAAAAACAAUGCAAUUAUGCCAAACAGAAUUGAGCAGAAUAAUUUAUUUCUUUUUUUGUUGUUGUUCCUUUUCUUUCUUUUUCUUUUCUUUUCUUUUCUUUCUUUCUUUUUUUUUUUUUGGUUUGGUUUUGUUUAAAACAUUAAUAAAUCCGCAUUCUGGAAGAGGUAGGUCCCAGCAUCCAGCCCAAAUCUCUUCUGCAAUAGUUAUUUAAACAAUUGUUUUUUUAUUUUAUUCCCUUUCUCUCUCUGAAUUAAAAAGAACACAAAAACUA